Aspergillus puulaauensis is the source of this 1344-nucleotide messenger RNA. RefSeq names its product rRNA-processing protein SOF1 (gene SOF1). NCBI's taxonomy places the organism in Eukaryota, Fungi, Ascomycota, Eurotiomycetes, Eurotiales, Aspergillaceae. Gene Ontology annotation, biological process: maturation of SSU-rRNA from tricistronic rRNA transcript (SSU-rRNA, 5.8S rRNA, LSU-rRNA). The record is from RefSeq and is a predicted model, not a curated record. Bases 1 to 1344 code for a protein of 447 amino acids. Gene Ontology annotation, molecular function: protein binding. Gene Ontology annotation, cellular component: nucleolus; small-subunit processome. The transcript has 3 exons.
AUGAAGAUCAAAGCUCUUUCCCGAUCGUCUGCCUCGCAGCAGACACCCGGUACAGCUGUGGUUCGGCAACCUCGAAAUCUAGACCCGUCCCAGCAUCCAUUCGAGCGUGCGCGCGAGUAUACAAGAGCUCUCAAUGCUGUAAAAAUGGAGCGUCUUUUCGCUGCCCCCUUCUUGGGCCAGAUGGGCGAAGGUCAUGUCGAUGGUGUUUACACAAUGGCCAAGGACCCUGGUUCGUUGGAUCGAUUUGCUAGUGGGAGUGGUGAUGGUGUGGUCAAGGUCUGGGACCUUACAACACAAGGCGAGGUUUGGGACAACACGGCGCACGAGAAUAUCGUCAAGGGGGUAUGCUGGACGCCGGAUCGGAAACUGCUUUCUUGCGCUGCCGAUAAGACGAUUAAACUAUUUGACCCAUAUAACUCCUCCUCCGAAGCUCCCCCUCUCGCAACAUAUCUCGGCCAAGGCGCUUUCACUAGUCUCACACACCACCGUGACCAACCGUUUUUCGCUGCAUCAUCAUCUCAAAUCUCGAUCUACGACCUUUCGCGACCCUCCUCGACACCCUCUCAAACCCUUCACUGGCCGACCAGCGUUGACACGAUUACAUCAGUCGCCUUCAAUCAAACUGAGACCUCGGUCCUUGCGUCGACUGCGAUCGACCGCUCUGUCAUUCUUUAUGAUCUCCGCACCUCGUCUCCUCUAUCUAAACUGGUGCUGAGAUUAGCAUCAAACGCUAUUUCCUGGAAUCCAAUGGAAGCGUUCAACUUCGCAGUUGCCAACGAAGACCAUAAUGUCUAUAUGUUCGAUAUGAGGAAGAUGGAUCGUGCUCUGAAUGUUCUCAAAGACCAUGUCGCUGCAGUUAUGGAUGUGGAUUUCAGUCCGACGGGCGAAGAGCUUGUUUCAGCCUCGUACGACAGGACGAUUCGCUUGUGGAACAGGGCAACUGGUCAUUCGCGUGACAUUUACCACACGCAGAGAAUGCAACGUGUGUUUUCGACCAAGUUUACUCCCGAUAAUAAAUACGUUCUAUCUGGUUCGGAUGAUGGUAACAUCCGAUUAUGGCGUGCCAACGCAUCCGACCGCAGUGGGAUUAAGAGCGCCCGCCAGAGAACAAAAUUGGAAUACGACCAAGCCCUUGUCCAGAGGUACUCCCAUAUGCCAGAGAUCAAACGGAUCAAACGCCAGCGCCACGUUCCUCGACCUAUCAAGAAGGCUCGUGAGAUUAAGACUGAGGAGCUUGCGGCUAUUAAGAGACGCGAGGAGAACAUCCGGAAGCAUGCUAAGAAGAGCACUCUGCGUGCGAGACAGAGCGAGCGUGAAAAGAUGAUUCUAACACGGGAGAAAUAG